AUGAAACCCAUCCAGUUUGAGGAGGUUCAGAAGGCAGUUUUUAGUAUGGUGGGGGACAAAGCUCCGGGGCCGAAUGGUUUCCCGACCUUUUUGUAUCAAACCUUCUGGGAUAUAGUAGGAAAAGAUGUUUGGGAUAUGGUGGAGGAGUCACGGAGUAAGGCGAAUGUAGCAAAGGAACUGAAUUGCACGCUUCUAGACCUGAACCCCAAGGUGGAACAUCUUACUUCUUUUAAUGAAUUCAGGCAAAUUUCAUUGUGUAACACCAUCUAUAAAGUGGUAGCGAAAGUGAUUUCAAAUCAAUUGAAGCCAAUUCUAAAUCACAUUAUUUCAGAAGAACGGAGUGGCUUUGUCCUAGGUAUAUCGAUUGUUGAAGGAAUAAUAAUUGCACAUGAAGCUAUUCAUACUAUACGACAAGCAAAGGUGGACCGUAUGUUGAUCAAGCUAGACAUUAGGAAAGUGUAUGACAUGGUGGACCGAGAAUUUCUGUUCCAGGUUUUGAAUAAGUUUGGUUUCUCAAAAGAGUGGAUUAAUUGGGUUCGUGCAUGUAUAGGGGGAGUGUGGACUUCUGCUUUGGUUAAUGGCAGCCCACAAGGAACCUCAGGAGUUGGGGUAGUGGCGAGGGAUGAUAACGGAUCUAUCCUCUUCAAAGGAGCACAACGCUUGCAGGAUGGUAUGAAUAAUGAAGCAAAGGCUCAGGCGGCAUUUCUGGCAACUGAGUUGGCUUUAAAUAUGAAAGUACAAUGA
Molecule: messenger RNA, 744 nt
Organism: Cryptomeria japonica (Japanese cedar)
Lineage: Eukaryota; Viridiplantae; Streptophyta; Pinopsida; Cupressales; Cupressaceae
Exons: 2
Coding region: 1-744 (247 amino acids)
Source: RefSeq, a predicted model, not a curated record